Molecule: messenger RNA, 1411 nt
Organism: Nezara viridula (southern green stink bug)
Lineage: Eukaryota; Metazoa; Arthropoda; Insecta; Hemiptera; Pentatomidae
Source: the annotation of a GenBank genome assembly
CCGCAAUUACAGUAGUAUGCUUGCAUCGCUCUGUCGUUGUUUCCUUUUCAUCAGGUUAAUGCUUCAAUUUCUGCUGCUAUACAGUGUGAAUAGUGUGCUUUUGUACAUUUGAACAUUUCCACAUUAAAAUAUUGAGAGUGGGAGUGGAUUAGUAAUCGUUGCCGAGUCGAGUGCACAUCAACAACAUGGCAGUAAGGGCAUCGGUGAACCUAAAAGGUUGUUUAGCAAGAGUCGCACUAAACAAGAAAAAUGUUUAUGGAAGACAUAAGCUAGACACAGAAAUUGACAAAUAUUAUAAGACACUCCACAAUGUAGUAAUUCCAGAAUUUAUGGAUAUGGUUAAGGAAAUACCAGGCUAUCCACAAAGAAUUAAAAAGUGCAUUUCACAUACCACUCCAGCAUAUUAUGACGGGUGGAACUUCAGCAUCGAAUUAAUGUAUAAAACAGUGGCAGAUGAACACCAUCAAACAGAAAAGAACUUGGAAAAGUGUAGAAUACUUAGAACUUUGAUGGAUGUGAACUAUGCGAUGUCAAGUAUAAUUGAUGACUAUGUAGAUAAAGGUGAGUACAGACACGGUAAGAAGAUUUGGGCUUCCAUAUGCGAAGGGGGUCAAGAAGCUGCAAUUUAUGAUUCCAUUUCUGUCCACUACUUGAUAUUGCUGAUGCUUCAUCGCCACUUCAGGAAUGACCCAGGAUACAGCAGGCUGUUAGAACUACAUAGUACGGUUCGUGGCAGAGGGGCGAUAGGAAACACGCUGGAUAUUCUUGAUCGUAAGGAAAACUUCGAUGAUAACACAUUGUGGAAACAUUCUGUCCAAAACAAAGCAGCGAAUAUGGUAUAUCCUGCAGCAGUCACGGGCCUGGUUCAUGCUGGAGUACUUAGUGAAGAACUGCAUGAUAAAACUAGAGAGGUGUUCGGCUACGCUGGACAUCUGUUACAGGUUUGGGACGAUUUGAUGGAAUACUACGCUUCGGAAGAACAAUCUGGUAAAGGUUCUCCAGAUAGCAAAUGUAACAUAAAAAGCUGGGCAACUGUGACUGCAAUGGCCCACUUUAAUGAAGCCCAAGCUAAGGAGUUUAGGGCCUGCUACGGGUCCAGUGAUCCAGCCAAAAGAACGAGAGUGCAUGAGCUGUAUCAAGAAGUGAAUUUACCGAGACUAUAUCUGGAUUAUCUCAGAAAAAUCUAUAUGGUCUCGAGAGAAAUAAUCAGCAAAAUUCCCGAUCCCAGAAUACGAAGUGCUUGUACUAGCUAUAUGGAUUGGUUGCUCCUUGAACCAGCCCAGGAUGACGAAGAAUCUGAAAGUGUAUUAAAUAACUGAGAGGACAAACAGACAAAGUAGACUAAAUGAUAUGUGAACAUGCCAUAUGAAAUAAACGACAAUUUAUUGUCACACAAUAUAUUUUGUUUUUA